UAUUCGGUCUCUUUCUAAUCGCUCGAACAAGAUGUCUCACCGAAAGUUCGAGGCACCACGUCACGGUUCCCUGGGAUUUCUUCCCCGCAAAAGAUGCAAGAGRCAUCGCGGCAAAGUCAAGUCUUUCCCUAAAGAUGAUGCAACUCUCCCUCCUCAUCUUACAGCCUUUAUUGGCUUCAAAGCUGGCAUGACUCAUAUUCUAAGAGAAGUUGAGAAACCUGGAUCAAAACUUCACAAGAAGGAGAAGGUUGARGCUGUGACAAUAAUUGAGACACCACCCAUGAUGGUUGUCGGUGUUGUUGGCUACAUUGACACACCWCGUGGUCUUAGAGUCUUAAAGACUGUCUGGGCUGAGCAUCUYAGUGAGGAGUGCAAGCGCCGAUUUUAUAAGAACUGGUGCAACUCCAAGAAGAAGGCCUUCACCAAAGCCAGCAAGAAGUGGGGAGAUGACGAUGGCAAAAAAAGCAUUGAAGAAGAUUUUAACAUGAUGAAGAAGUACUGUAAAGUCAUCCGAGUUAUUUGCCACACACAGCAAAAACUUGUUAAACUGAGGCAAAAGAAGGCUCACAUCAUGGAAAUCCAAGUCAACGGCGGAAAGGAUGUKGCUGAAAAGGUUGAUUGGUGCAGAGAGCGCCUUGAAAACCCCGCCCCAGUACGCAAGGUAUUUGCCCAGAACGAGAUGAUUGAUGUGAUUGGUGUAACCAAGGGACACGGAUUCAAGGGUGUCACAUACCGUUGGGGUACUAAAAAGCUACCACGCAAGACACACAAGGGUCUUCGUAAGGUAGCCUGUAUUGGUGCUUGGCAUCCUGCCCGUGUUGCCUUCUCGGUUGCCCGUGCUGGUCAGUCAGGUUACCAUCACAGGACUGAGCUGAACAAGAAGAUCUACCGCAUUGGACAAGGUAUYCACACCAAGGACGGCAAGGUCAUCAAGAACAAUGCCUCUACAGAGUACGAUCUCACAGACAAGAGCAUUACACCAAUGGGUGGCUUCCCUCACUAUGGUACUGUCAAUGAAGACUUCCUCAUGGUSAAAGGAUGUGUUGUUGGACCAAAGAAGAGGGUUCUUACUCUCCGUAAGUCUCUCCUUGUCCACACAAAGAGAUCAGCUYUAGAGAAGGUGACAUUGAAGUUCAUCGACACCUCAUCCAAGUUUGGUCAUGGCCGCUUCCAGCAUCCUGCAGAGAAGAGAGCUUUCAUGGGCUUGCUCAAGAAAGACAGGGAAAGGGAAUUGACUGCUGGUGCCGAAUAAAGUGUAACAAUAAACUGCACAAUAAAAAUAUCGAAUUGCUAAAA
Molecule: messenger RNA, 1296 nt
Organism: Exaiptasia diaphana
Lineage: Eukaryota; Metazoa; Cnidaria; Anthozoa; Actiniaria; Aiptasiidae
Product: 60S ribosomal protein L3
Exons: 7
Coding region: 32-1252 (406 amino acids)
Biological process (GO): translation; ribosomal large subunit assembly
Cellular component (GO): ribosome; cytosolic large ribosomal subunit
Molecular function (GO): RNA binding; structural constituent of ribosome
Source: RefSeq, a predicted model, not a curated record